Molecule: messenger RNA, 321 nt
Organism: Staurois parvus
Lineage: Eukaryota; Metazoa; Chordata; Amphibia; Anura; Ranidae
Source: the annotation of a GenBank genome assembly
GCCGUUGGCAUAUAAACGGCCAGACGGUGGCACUGCCAAGGGUCGGGUGGGCUGUUUAUGAAUGGCCUCCAGCACCCUGCUUUGUGCGCGCUCCCUGGGAGCCUGUCGCAGCACCGCGAUCCGGUGCCCGCUGUGUCCUCCGGGACACAGUGAAAACACAAUCGUCGGACGGGACCUCUGUACGAGGUCCUGACCAUGUGAUCACUGAUUGGCCAAUCAGUGAUCACAAUGCAAAGUAGUAAGCAAAGGAUGUCACUUGUGACAUCAUUUGCUUACUACGUGUGAAAUCUGUGAAUGAUCACAGAGGUCACAUGGUACCAG